This is a messenger RNA of Pseudopipra pipra, 3376 nucleotides long. RefSeq names its product MAF bZIP transcription factor A (gene MAFA). Gene Ontology annotation, cellular component: nucleus. The record is from RefSeq and is a predicted model, not a curated record. Gene Ontology annotation, molecular function: RNA polymerase II cis-regulatory region sequence-specific DNA binding; DNA-binding transcription factor activity, RNA polymerase II-specific. The coding region runs from base 981 to 1856 and encodes 291 amino acids. Gene Ontology annotation, biological process: regulation of transcription by RNA polymerase II; response to glucose; insulin secretion. Lineage: Eukaryota; Metazoa; Chordata; Aves; Passeriformes; Pipridae. The transcript is spliced from 2 exons.
CGCCGGUCGCGGGCAGGGGCGGGCAGGGAGCGGCCCCCGCCCCGCAGCGCGCCGGGUCCCGGCGGGACGAGGAGGAGGAGGCAGGAGAAGGCUCAGGCUCGCAGCCCGGGGAGGUGGGGCCGGGGCAGGUGCCAGGGGGAGGCAGGAAGGGGCGGGCAGGGCGCUGCCCGCUCCUCGCCAUUGGGAAGCGGCCGCAGGCAGCGCCGGAGCCCGCCCGGCCCCGAGCGCCGAGCGGCGGCCGGAGGAGGCUCCCGGAGUCCGGCGCCGAGCCCCGACGGACGGAGGGGGCUGCCCGGGAGCCCCAGCGGAGGGUCCCGAAGCCAGGCUUAGCCCCGCUGAAGCUCAGCGCGAAAUCCCGUCGGAGGCGAGCACCGGAGCCUGGCUGAGCCCGGCAGAAGAUCCCCGAGCCCGGCUUAACCCGCGGCGCAGCCCUGUCGGAGAGUCCCCGAGCCCGGCUGAACCCGCAGCACAGCCCUGUCAGAAGGUCUAGCGGCACAACCUUGUCGGAGGGUCCCCAAGCCCGGCUUAACCCGCAGCACAGCCCUAUCGGAGGGUCCCCAAGCCCGGCUUAACCCGCAGAACAGCCCUGUUGGAGGGUCCCGGAGCGCCGCAGCGGAGCCCCGUCGCAGGGUCGCAGAGCCCGGCUGAAUCCCGCAGCGGAGCCCGGCUGAAUCCCACCAGAAAGCCCCGGCGGAGGGUCCCGAAUCCCGCUGAGCCCCACUGGGAAGCGCCGUCAGAAGGUCCCGGAGCCCGGCUGAGCCCGCAAGCGGAGCCGCGGCGGAGGGUCCCGGAGCCCGGCAGCAGAUCCGCGUCCGAGCAUCCCGCAGCCCCGCUGAACCCGCAGCAAAGCCCCAGCGGAGGGUCCCGUAGCCCCCCGGGAGCGGGGCAGCCCCGGAGCGCCCUCGGAGGAGGCUCCCGGAGCCCCGUCGGCGAGCGGCGGUGCCCGGGGGCUCCCCCCCCGGUGCCCUCCAUGGACUGAGAUGGCCUCGGAGCUGGCCAUGAGCGCGGAGCUGCCCACGAGCCCCCUGGCCAUCGAGUACGUGAACGACUUCGACCUGAUGAAGUUCGAGGUGAAGAAGGAGCCGGCGGAGGCGGAGCGGCUGUGCCACCGCCUGCCCGCCGGCUCCCUGUCGUCCACCCCGCUCAGCACGCCCUGCUCCUCCGUGCCUUCCUCGCCCAGCUUCUGCGCCCCCAGCCCCGGCGGGCAACCGGCCCCCGGCCCCCCGGCCGCCGCCGCCGCCGCUUCGCUGGGCUCCAAGCAGCAGCUGGAGGAGCUGUACUGGAUGUCGGGUUACCAGCACCACCUGAACCCCGAAGCGCUCAACCUGACGCCGGAGGACGCGGUGGAGGCGCUGAUCGGCGCCCCGCACCACCACCACCAUCACCACCAGGGCUACGAGCCCUUCCGGCCUCAGCCCUUCGCGGGCGAGGAGAUGCCGCCGGCCGCCCACCACCACCCCGGCCACCACCACCACCACCACCACCACCUCCGCCUGGAGGAUCGCUUCUCCGACGACCAGCUGGUGAGUAUGUCGGUGCGGGAGCUCAACCGGCAGCUGCGGGGCUUCAGCAAGGAGGAGGUGAUCCGCCUCAAGCAGAAGAGGAGGACCUUGAAGAACCGCGGCUACGCUCAGUCCUGCCGCUACAAGCGGGUCCAGCAGCGGCACAUCCUGGAGAACGAGAAAUGCCAACUGCAGAGCCAGGUGGAGCAGCUCAAGCAGGAGGUGACCCGCCUGGCCAAGGAGAGGGAUCUGUACAAAGAGAAAUACGAGAAGUUGGCCGGCCGGGGCUUCCCGAGGGAACCGUCCCCAUCCUCCGCCGCCCCCCCCAAAGCCGCCGCUGACUUCUUCAUGUGAGCCCGGUGGGCUGGUGGGAUGCGGUGGGAUGGGGGGUGGGAUCGCUCCCCCUCCCCCCCCCCUUUUUUUUUUUUUGUUGUUGUUGUUGGUUUGUCGUCGCUGUCGUUCCUCAUGCGGGGAGAGCAAAAAAAAACAAACCCGCCGCUUGUCUUUUAAAAAAAAUUAUUAUUAAUAAUAAUGAUAAUAAUAAUAUGAGGACGUCCCCCCCUCCCGGGGAAAUUUUGGGGAGGGGAAGUCGAACUCGCCCCCCCACGCACCCACCCGCCCGUGGGGACUCGGGGUGGGGGGUCCCGGGGUGGGUGAGUGGGGGGCGGACCUGGAGCCAGCCUUGCAUGCGGGACGUGUACGGCCACCCCCCCCUCUUUUCCCGGGAUCAUCAGCGCCUUCCAGGUGGAUUCUCCUUCUCCCCCCACCCCCCCCAAUCCCACACACCUUUUCCUGCGUGUUUCACCCUCAAUUUGAUUUUUAUUCUUCCAGGGGUCCCCACGGAUCGGGCCGGGGGGGGGUCCCCGGCAGCGCUGCGCCCUGUCCGGCCCCUCCGCGCCCCCCCCUCUUUCCCUCCCUAAUUCCCGGCCGGCGAAACUGAGCCACGUUUAACUUAUUCACCCUUGUAAAUAUGUAGAAUAUUAGUUAGUUUUUUGCCUUUUUUUUUUUUUUUUUUUUUUGAGCCUAUAUUUUGCUUGGUGAUUUACGAGAAAAAAAAAAACUUAAAAAAAAAAAGACAAAAAAAAGACAAAAAAAACCCCAAAUCCUUUAGAAAAUAGACAAAAAAAAAUUACACGAGUCUUAAAAGUUUGUAUGUAAUAGCAUGCAAAUAAUAUCCGAGUUAAUUUAAUGAUGUUGGGAAGAAGCCGAAUGCACUAUAUACAGGAAUCGAUUGGGUUAAAUAAUACUGUUUUAUAGAGAUUUAAAAUUAUCUAUGCUCUUAAAAAAUAGUGGGGAGGGGGAGGGAGGGAGGGAGGGAAGGGAGAGGCAACAAUUUUCGGGUGACCUGAAAGGCAAUAUAGUAAUAUAUGGACUGCGAACGGUUGGCUGCUAUCUCACUAUGCACCAGAUUUAUUUAUUAACCCUCGGGAGAAACGGGAUCUUAUUUUAACCUCGAUGUUCGGUGGAGAAAAAAAAAAAAAAAAAAAGGAAAGAAAAUGCACAUUAUUUGCUGUGUGGAAAAGGAAAAAAAAAAAAAAAGGAAAAAGAGGAUUAAGAAUUCGUGCAAUCGUCGGAGCGAAAGCGGGACCGAGGAGCGGGGUGGGUUUUGGUUUUUUUUUUAAAUUUUAUUUUAAACGAGUUGCUUCUUUAAAAAAGAGGAGAGAAAAAACCAACCCUUGAUUUUUGGGGUGGGGAGGGGAGGGGGGGGGGAAGAACAAAAGGGGUCCUGCGGACACGCGGCGAGCUUUUUGGGGAGCCCCUGGUGCAUUUUAGGGACUGAUCGUGCGAAGCGUUUUUACCGACCUGUUGUUUCGAUUCGUGACGGUUUUAACGAUGUUGCAUCAAGAUAAAAAAAAAACUUAUAUUCAACUAGA